This is a messenger RNA of Penaeus monodon (black tiger shrimp), 3000 nucleotides long. RefSeq lists its product as uncharacterized. Gene Ontology annotation, molecular function: protein binding. The record is from RefSeq and is a predicted model, not a curated record. NCBI's taxonomy places the organism in Eukaryota, Metazoa, Arthropoda, Malacostraca, Decapoda, Penaeidae. Gene Ontology annotation, cellular component: plasma membrane.
AUCGCGUUCCUCGUCUCCCACGACAACUCCGGCCACCGGUCGCAGCAACUCCACCUGGCCGACCUCGACUUCAAGGUCGUCCUUCCCGAGGCUCUGAGUGAUGUGGGAUCCUGGCUCCUUCGCUGCGAGUUCGAGGACAGCCUGUGCGGAUGGUCGCAGCCCACGACGGAGGCGGAUUACUCGUGGGUGUUCGCCAAGGCCUCGCCGCACGCUCGCCGCACCGGCCCGAUUACAGGCUACCCCGACGGAGGGCACUCAGGCUUCCUCUUCGCCGACUCCCUCCACGGCGUCGAGGGGAGCACGGCCGAUCUGUUUAGCCCUCCCCUCAUGCUUCCGGGGGGGUCCGACCCGGCGCUCUGCUUCAGGUUCGCCGUAUUCCUGUUCGGCGCCCACGUGGCCAAGGUCUCGGUGCACGUGUUGCAGCGCAUCGGCGACGGCACCCACACGGCCGAGCUGUUCCACGCCGUGGGCGGCAAGGGGCUCAGCUGGAUCCCGACGGGCGUGACGGUGCUGGAGGAGGACCUGGCCGACCCGCGGGCGCCCCUCGUGCUGGUGGUGCGGGCGACGCGCGGCGCCGGACCCGAGGCCGACAUCGCCCUCGACCACGUGUCCGUCCUGCGCGGGGCCUGCCACCGCGACCCCGCCCUCGACGCCAACGUCACCCUCCACGCCGCGCUCGCCCACCCGCACGCCCUUGCCUUCUCCGCCGGCCCCGCCCUCACGCCCGCCCCCAAGAGGCACCUCCCGCAGGCGCAGGAGAGCGACCAGCCUUCCCGCGGGGCCCAGGGCGCGUGCGAGGGCCUGGCGACCUGCACGGAGUGUGUGAGCGACGCCGCCGCGACCUGCAGCUGGUGUGACCUGACCCAGACCUGCCUGACCUCCACGACCCUGCCGGCGAAGGCGUGUCCGGACCACCUCACCGUCCACCACAACACGAGUUCCCAGACCCGCCGAGGGGAGACAUGGUGCCCCCAGCUCCUCCCUCGUCAGGAGAGAGAAGUCCUGGUUGCUGCCGGCUCCUCUCCUGUACUGAGCUUCGCCGUGCAAAACAUUCAGGUGACCCAGACGGACAGCGGUUGGAUCUGCGUCUUCGAGCCGAUGAACGAAGAAAGGACGAAGAGAAGAGAAGAAACGGAGGAAAGAGGAGAGGAGGAGAAGAGAGAAGAGGAGAGGAAAGAGGGAAGAGGGGAGUUCCUGAGCGAGAUUCCGGAAGAAGGAGGAGGAGGAGGAGGAGGAGAGGAGGGAGAAGAGGAGAAGGAGAGUCUGGAGAAGAGGCAGCGAGCCGAGGAGGAGGAAGAGGAGGCGAAGAAGAAGAAGAAAAAGGCGGAAUUGAAGAAAUUGAAGAGGGGAUGGAAGGAAGCGAGAGAGGGCAGCUUGCGUCUGCCGGGACACUUCCAGGGCCGCGUAAUCGACAUGGGCGGCGGCGUGAGCACGGGCGUGGGCGUGGGGACCAUAAUGUGCGGAGACGGCAUCACGGAGCUACGCCCACAUCACGCCCCUUCGGCACCGGCGCCCGCACACGUCCAUUACGCCGUCAGGCUGAUCACGCCCGCGGGGGCGCUGCUGGAUAACCCCGGGGAAGUUAAGUUGGGUGAUCUACAACUGCGAGGUCUUAGCCAACUCAUGCUAUGAAACUGCAUGACCGUCAACGCCUCCCUGUCAUGCGGCUGGUGCGAGAGCUCCCACACAUGCACGGUGCACGCCCACUGCCUAGGGAGCCUGUGGUACGGCCCGGGGCGUACCUGCGAGACAGAGCCGUACCGCAAGGUCGGUGAAGGUCGACCUCGAGAGGAGAAUGUGCUGGACGACGGUUUCGGAGGAUUGGACUACGAGAGGGAGGAAGUCAAGGAGGAUAUAGACCUAGGCACUCUAGAUAACUACUUAGACAGCCCCGAGACCGACAGCGAACUCCCUUACGAGCACGACGAAGCGGAGGCGAGAGACAGGAGGAUGAAGGAGGAAAGGAAGAAGAACAAGAAGAGAAAGAAGAACCUCCGAAGACCCGGCGAAGAUGGAGGAGAGGGAGAGGAAGAAGAGGAAGAAGAGGAAGAGGAGGAGACCCACAACGAAGAGGAGGCGGAGGAGAACAUGAUAAGCGAUGGAAAGCCGGAGAAAAUAGGAAAGCUGGGCGGAAGCAAAAGGUCUGGCAAAACGAAGAUCAAAGGACAGCUAAAGAUGGGCGGAAGAAGCAGGUCGUUCUUGCGUCUUCCUCGGCACCAGGGUCUUUACGUGGCACGAGACGCUUGGAGGCUCCACACAGGUCGUCAGUAUUACGUUCCAGUCACGAAGAAAACACUCGUUAAUCUGGGCUUCGUAAGGCAGGUGACGUACGGCAGCCUGGCGGAGGAAAGGACAAGGACAGUUCUUGUUAACGGGGCUUGGAAGAAGGCAGCGGGUUACUUCGUCGAUCUGUUCGAGAAAUCCGGCCAAGAUCCAGUCACCUCCGUUAUUACCACCAGCAGGAGCGUCUUCGAGCAACUCCUGGGCCAACUCCUUCCCACAGAGCCUUGAAUCCUGCAGGAGUCACCCCCUCCCCCCGACCACAUCCCCCAAUCCCCCCCCCCUAAAAAAAAAAAAAAAAAAAAAAAAAAAUUAACGAAGGACACCCACACAGCAUCCCAGGUCUAAAUUAUUUCGUAGGAGUUGCUUGUAGGAAUCCUUAUAGUAUUGAAGGAUUUUUUUUUUUUCUUUUUAUUGACUAAGAUAUAAGUAAUUUCCUUGGGUUGUUUUUAUUUAUUUAUUUUUUUUAUCAAGUUCUUUUUCAUCAAUGGUUGUUUGCAUUCAUCAUUCAUUGUACGAUAUGAUUAAUAUGCAUAUAUAUUCGACUGGAAGUGUGGUUCUUCUUGCAUAUCUAAAUGUAAUUGACUCGAAAUAUAAGGAUGAAGCUCACCUGAAUUUAACUGUACACAGCUCUAUCUGUUAUUAUCUUUAUAUCUGAACAGGUCUUAGCGUAACCGACAAUGUUCUCCUUAUUUAAAUAUAUGUACAACUUGCAAAGAA